Molecule: messenger RNA, 2158 nt
Organism: Theobroma cacao (cacao)
Lineage: Eukaryota; Viridiplantae; Streptophyta; Magnoliopsida; Malvales; Malvaceae
Source: RefSeq, a predicted model, not a curated record
AGAAUGAUCACUUCAUUUUUUCUUUCUUUUUCACUGAUCAACCAUUAAGGGACUGAAUUAGGCUUCUUUAACAUUUCUAUAUAUUUUUUUGUUGGUUAUGGCAACUUUACUCAACUCCAUGUCUCCUAUGACAAAUCCGUCACCUGAAACAACAAGGAAAACAUGUGGGUUCUUUUACCAAAUCCCAAACCUUCAUUCUUUUUCACUCAACAAGGGUUUUACCAGAGUUUUAGCAACUACCCAGAUCACAAUUUCUCCUAAAGACUCUGUUUUUACUUUACCAAAUUGGAAGACAGGGAAGAAUGACACUAAAAGUAGGGAACUUAGGCUUAAUGAUGCUUUUUUUCAUAUGGAAUAUAUGGUUGGGAAAGGACAGAAACCUGAUGUAGCUCAAGCUACACAGCUGUUGUAUGAUUUGUGCAAGGCUAAUAAGAUGAAAAAGUCAAUUAGAGUGUUGGAGAUGAUGGUUAAUUCUGGUAUUAUACCUGAUGCAGCUUCUUAUACUUUCUUGGUCAAUCACUUGUGCAAGAGAGGGAAUGUUGGACAUGCAAUGCAGUUAGUGGAAAAAAUGGAGGCUCAUGGUUACCCAACUAAUACUGUUACUUAUAAUUCUCUAGUUAGAGGGCUUUGUAUGCAUGGAAACUUGAAUCAAAGCUUGCAGCUGUUGGAUAAGUUAAUACAAAGGGGACUAGUUCCCAAUGCGUUCACUUACUCUUUCUUGCUUGAGGCUGCUUAUAAGGAAAAAGGAGUAAAUGAGGCAAUGAAACUUUUGGAUGACAUUAUUGCCAAAGGUGGGAAGCCUAACUUGGUUAGUUACAAUGUUUUGUUGACUGGGUUGUGCAAGGAAGGGAGGACUGAUGAGGCAAUUAGGUUCUUCAGGAAUUUGCCUGCUAAAGGAUUUGAUCCAAAUGUUGUGAGUUAUAACAUUUUGCUAAGGAAUUUGUGCUAUGAGGGACGGUGGAAAGAAGCAAAUGAGCUUUUGGCGGAGAUGGAUGGUGAGGAUCGUUCUCCUUCUGUAGUUACUUACAAUAUAUUGAUUGGUUCUCUUGCCCUUCAUGGAAGGACUGAACACGCUCUGGAUGUUUUGGAUGAGAUGAUUAGGGGACGUUUUAAGGCCACUGCUACAAGCUAUAACCCAAUAAUUGCUCGUCUUUGCCAAGAGAAGAAAGUGGAUCUUGUGGUUAAGUGUCUAGACCAGAUGAUCUAUAGACGUUGUAAACCUAAUGAAGGAACGUAUAAUGCUACUGCUGUGCUCUGCGAGCAGGGAAUGGUGCAAGAGGCAUUCUCCAUAAUUCAAAGCUUGGGGAGCAAACAAAGUUCCCCUCCGCAUGAUUUCUACAAGAGUGUGAUUUCUAGCUUAUGCAGAAAAGGAAACACAUAUCCAGCCUUUCAGCUUUUAUAUGAAAUGACAAAGUCUGGGUUCAAUCCGGACUCUUACACCUAUUCGUCAUUAAUAAGAGGGUUGUGCUUGGAGGGAAUGCUGCAAGAGGCGCUGGAAAUUGUCAUAGUAAUGGAAGAAAGCAAUUAUAGGCCUGAUGUUGACAAUUUCAAUGCACUUAUAUUAGGAUUCUGCAAAUCCCACAGAACUGAUCUGUCUUUGAAGGUUUUCGAGAUGAUAAUAGAGAAAGGUUAUAUGCCAAAUGAGACAACUUAUACCAUUCUUGUGGAAGGGAUUGCUCAUGAAGGAAAAAUAGAGCUGGCAGCAGAAGUAUUGAAGGAGUUGCAUGUGAGAGAAGUUGUGAGUCAACAUGCUGUAGAGAGACUUGUUAUGCAGUACAACCUUUCUGCUAUAGAUAACAUUUGAUUUUUAGUUUGCCAGAAUAUGGACAGGAAAAUGGAAAAAAUGAAAGAUUAUCAUUCUGUUGCUCUGUGCAAAAUUGAUUCUUACUGUUCAGAUAUUUGAUAGUGUCGAAACAUGAAUUUUGUUCUGAAACAAAGAAAAAGUAGCUUGAGAUCGUUUGGCACUGUAUCCAAAAUUUUGAAGGUGGUGUGAAGAGGAAUCAAGUUCAAGCAGAAUAACUCAACUUUGUGGUACUUCUUUAUUUGCUUGAGCUGGUUAAUGUUUUGUUGUAAAUCCUGUUUAUUUUGUAGAGCUUUUGUUUGGUAUGUACAAGUUGAUUAUGGUUGAUAUGAAAUGAUUAACAAGUCCCCUUCUCAA